AGAACAAUGAAUGGGCAAGUACUGAUGUUUGUCUCUCUCUUCGCCCUCGACGCAGCGUUUGGCCAAGCCAGCUAUUCUAUACCAGAGGAAAUGAGCAGGGGAUCUUUAGUGGGCAACAUAGCACAAGAUUUAGGUUUGGAAAUACGACGUUUGAUUUCAGGCAAAGCCAAGAUUUAUUCCAGGAACAAUGAAGAAUACAUCGAGUUGAGCCGAGAGAAAGGACUCCUCCUCGUUAAAGAGAGGAUCGACAGGGAGGCUCUUUGCGCACACACUGCGCUUUGUGCGCUGCAUUUAGAAAUUAUUUUAGAGAAUCCUAUGGAAUUUUACAGCGUCACUGUGCAGAUUACAGACAUUAAUGAUAAUGCGCCAAGCUUUGAAAAAAAUGAAAUGAAAUUUAAAAUAAGUGAAUCAAUGACAGUUGGUGCAAAAUUCGUUUUGGAAAGGGCAGUAGAUCUUGAUGUUGGAAUUAACGACCUUCAGAAUUAUGAACUAAAACCACCAGAUCAUUUUGUUCUUAAACUGCAAAAUAAUGCAGAUGGAAAUAAAAAUGUGCAAAUGGUUUUAAAAAAACCUUUAGACCGAGAGAAGGAUGAACAAAUGUCUCUCGUGUUAACAGCUGUAGAUGGAGGAGAGCCACGUAUGUCAGGAACGAUGUUGAUUCUCAUUACAGUGUUAGACGCUAAUGAUAAUGCCCCUGUUUUUACACAAUCCACAUACAAAGCUACUGCUACUGAGAAUUCACCUGUAGGUACAAUCAUGGCCACUGUUUCUGCUACUGAUGCAGAUGGUGAUUUGAAUUCUAAAAUAUCAUACUCAAUAACAAACACCCUAGACAACGUUAGGAAUAUAUUUGAUGUAGAUAAAGAAAACGGCCAGGUUUCAUUAAUUGGAAAUAUAGAUUUUGAAAAGUCUAGACAUUUUCAAAUUAAUUUGCUUGCAAGUGACGGUGGUUUCACCGAUUUUUGUAAGUUAAUAGUAGAUGUACUUGAUGUAAAUGAUAACAAGCCUGUAAUUAAUAUCAUGUCCAAAUCAAAUGUCGUGUCUGAGGAUGCUGAAAUAAACACGGCCGUUACAAUGAUCAAUACAGAAGAUUUAGAUUCGGGAGAAAAUGGAAAUGUGCAUUGUUUCAUAAAUGAAAAUAUUCCAUUUGUUUUGAAAAUCUCUAAAAACAAUUUCUAUACACUCGUAACAGAUAGCGAAUUAGACAGAGAGAAGUCAGGCGAGUAUAAUAUCACAGUGACUUGUUCCGAUGAGGGCGUGCCCUCCCUCUCCAGCAGUGUCACUCUCAAUUUACACGUCUCAGAUGUGAAUGACAAUGCCCCUCUCUUUGACAGAAGCUCUUAUGAGGCCUCAGUUGUAGAAAACAACACACCCGGUCUCUCAAUAUGCACUGUGAAAGCAAGUGAUGCUGACUGGAACCAGAAUGCUCGUGUUUCUUACAUGCUGGAGGAUUACUCUGUCAAUGGAGUGCCAGUCUCCUCAUACGUGUCUGUCAGUGCUGAGAGUGGAGUCAUUCACGCAGUUCGUUCUUUUGACUUCGAGCAACUCAAAGAGUUCCACUUUCACGUCAAAGCUCAGGAUGGAGGCUCCCCUCCUUUGAGCAGCAACGUGAGUGUGACCAUCCACAUCCAGGACUCCAAUGACAAUGGACCUCAGGUCCUCUAUCCUCUACAGACGAGUGGCUCAGUAUUGGCUGAAAUUGUUCCUCAUUUGGCAGACGUUGGCUACCUAGUGACUAAAGUGGUGGCUGUGGACGUAGACUCUGGACAGAAUGCCUGGCUCUCAUACAAAGUGCACAAGGCCACAGACAGGGCGCUGUUUGAAGUGGGCCUCCACAAUGGAGAAAUAAGAACUGUCCGCCAAGUGACUGAUAAAGAUGCUGUCAAACAAAGACUGACUGUUGUCGUGGAGGACAACGGGCAGCCCUCUCGUUCAGCCACAGUCAUUGUUAACGUGGUGGUAGCGGACAGCUUCCCUGAAGUGCUGUCAGAGUUCACUGACUUUAACUUGCAUGACAAGGAAUACAACGACAAGCUGACUUUUUACUUGGUCUUGGCUUUGGCUGUGGUCUCCUUCCUCUUCAUCACCUGCUUGUUGCUUAUCAUUUCAAUCAAAGUGUACAGAUGGAGACAGUCUCGCAUCCUGUACCACUCCAACCUGCCCGUCAUUCCGUAUUAUCCGCCACGUUAUUCGGAUACUUUAGGGACGGGGACGCUCCCGCAUGUGUACAAUUAUGAAGUGUGCAGGACCACUGACUCCAGGAAAAGUGACUGUAGAUUGGACAGAACUGCUAGUCACAAUUUGCUGGUGAUGGACCCUACCCUGACAAGGACCAUGCCGAUGAGACAAAGUGAAAAGAAUAUUCUGGAUGAGCCUGACUCUCCUUUAGAGGUUAGUUUUAACAUAUUGUACGGCCAAGCCAGCUAUUCUAUACCAGAGGAAAUGAGCAGAGGAUCUUUAGUAGGCAACAUAGCACAGGAUUUAGGUUUAGAAAUACGACGAUUGAUUUCGGGCAAAGCAAAGAUCUAUUCCAGGAAUAAUGAGGACUAUAUCGAGCUGAACCGAGAGAAAGGAGUCCUCCUUGUUAAAGAGAGGAUCGACAGGGAGGCUCUAUGCGCGCACACCGCGCUUUGCGCGCUUCAUUUAGAAAUUAUUUUGGAGAAUCCAAUGGAACUUUACAGCGUCACUGUCGUGGCAAUCCUGAUCCAGGACUCCAACGACAAUGGCCCUCAGGUCCUUUACCCUGUCCAGACAGGCAGCUCUGUGCUGGCCGAAAUGGUGCCUCGUUCAGCAGACGUGGGCUAUCUUGUCACUAAAGUGGUGGCUGUGGAUGUGGACUCUGGACAGAAUGCCUGGCUCUCGUAUAAAGUGCAGAAAGCCACAGACCGGGCGCUGUUUGUAGUGGGUCUCCACAAUGGAGAAAUAAGAACCGUCCGCCAAGUGACUGAUAAAGAUGCUGUCAAACAAAGACUGACUGUUGUCGUGGAAGACAACGGACAACCCUCCCGUUCAGCCACAGUUGUUGUUAACGUGGCAGUGGCGGACAGCUUCCCUGAAGUGCUGUCAGAGUUCACUGACUUUAGCAUCCACGACAAGGAGUACAAUGAUAAGAUGACAUUUUACCUAGUCUUGGCUUUGGCGGUGGUGUCAUUCCUUUUCAUCACCUGCCUGCUGCUCAUCGUAUCAGUCAAAGUUUACAGGUGGAGACAGUCUCGGAUCCUCUACCAUUCCAACCUGCCCGUCAUUCCAUAUUAUCCUCCACGGUACUCAGAUACUUUAGGGACGGGGACUCUCCCUCAUGUGUACAAUUACGAGGUGUGCAGGACCACUGACUCCAGAAAAAGUGACUGCAAAUUGGACAGAGCUGCUAGUCACAAUGUGCUGGUAAUGGACCCCAGUUCUACAGGGACCAUGCAGAAGAUGUACAGAGAAAAAAGCAUCCUGGAUGAACCUGACUCUCCUCUUGAGGUUAGUUUUCCUACAUUUUAA
Molecule: messenger RNA, 3489 nt
Organism: Nerophis lumbriciformis (worm pipefish)
Lineage: Eukaryota; Metazoa; Chordata; Actinopteri; Syngnathiformes; Syngnathidae
Source: RefSeq, a predicted model, not a curated record